AUGUCAUCGUCUGAGGAUUCUGUUAUCUCUGACAUUGAUGUCAACGAAGCGCGCCAGCUUGUUUUAAAGGCAAAUAGAAAAAACAAAAAGCGGGCCGGCGGAUUCCAGGCCAUGGGUCUCAGUCAACCGGUUUUCAAUGGUAUUGCCCGAAGGGGGUAUAGAGCGCCAACUCCCAUCCAAAGAAAGGCCAUUCCUGUCAUCCUCUCCGGACGGGAUGUGGUUGCAAUGGCUAGAACCGGGAGCGGAAAGACUGCAGCCUUCCUGAUACCAUUGUUGGAAAGACUAAAACAACACCAGGACACUGGCGCUCGGGCUCUCCUUUUAAGCCCCACCCGUGAGCUUGCCAUGCAGACUCUUGCAUUUACAAAGGAUAUUGGUAGAUUCACGAACCUCGUUGCUGCAGUCAUCGUUGGUGGGGAUAAGAUGGAUGAGCAAUUUAUGGCAAUUCAUCAAAAUCCCGACAUAAUAAUCGCUACACCUGGUCGCUUACUUCACGUCAUAAUGGAGAUGAAUCUGACGCUCAAAUCCGUUGAAUACGUCGUGUUUGAUGAAGGCGACAGACUUCUUGAGUUGGGUUUCGCCGAUCAGCUAACAGAAACUCUGCAUAGAUUGCCGCUUAAGCGCCAAACCCUGAUAUUUUCAGCCACACUUCCCGGAGCCCUGUUGGAAUUCGCACGGGCUGGUCUCUCCGAGCCCGCACUAAUCCGCUUGGAUGUUGACACCAAGCUGAGCAAUCGACUAAAAUUGGCCUUUAUAUCGUGUUUGCCAUUCGAAAAGGAGGCGCUCCUUAUUUAUCUUCUUCAGAAUAUUAUUCCACGAAAGGAGAGGGUCAUAAUCUUUUUGGCAACAAAACACCACGUCGACUACUUGGAAUUGCUUUUAAAGGAGUUUCAUAUCGACUGUACCGUGGUUCACUCCGGUUUGGAUCCGGUGGCACGCAAUAUGGCUGUGCGAAAUUUUCGCCACGGUCGCGUGAGGUGCCUUUUGGUCACCGACCUCGCGGCCCGCGGCAUCGACUUGCCCCUCCUCGACACUGCCAUCAACUUCCACUUUCCUGCACAGGCAAAGCUAUUUGUCCAUCGUGUUGGUCGAGUUGCCCGCGCAGGCCGUUCAGGAAUGGCCAUUUCUUUGGUCGACUCUGAGGAGCUGCCGUACCUGAUGGAUUUGUAUGUCUUCCUGGGCGGCCAUGUCGUCACCAAUCAUCACCAGACGGCGGCGUCAGAGCAUCCGGAGUCUGAAGAAAGUUGGCCGAACGAAUUGCUAGGUUCCUGCCCUCGGGAUCUCAUUGCUGUAGACUUGGAGAACGUGGCAAAGAAGGAAAAGGAAAACGCCGUGCUUGCAUCCGCCUCGCAAGUGUGCAAGCGUGCACUUAAAAAGUACACGACAACGCGAUUGAAGGCCAGCGCGGAAUCGGUGCGUCGUGCAAAGGAGGUGCGCGCCGAUCUCCCAACUCUCCGGCCCCAUCCGAUUUUCGCCCCUCAGUUGACCAACUUCGAUACUCAGAAGGAGGCAGUCCUGGAAAUCCUACGAAAUCGCAAAGUACCGACAAUUUUUGAGGCUCUGGGCAAGACUUCCAAUCCAGAGGCCUAUCAAAUGAUGCAAAAGAAGCGGAAACUGCACGACAAAAUCAUCUCCAAGGUAGCCGCUGAAAGCGAGGCGAAGAGAGCAAGACUUAUAAUUGAGGAGAGCGAGAGGCUGGCGAGCGCGCGAGAAUCUCCCAGCAAGUCGAAAGGAUCGACGCAGUCCAUCACCGAGGAAAUUGCGCCCGCACGAGGCAGCAGCUUCUUCGUGCCCCUGGUGCGCGAGGACGAGGCGGCGGAGCGCGCCCUGAGCACCAGAAUCGCCGCCCACGAUGUCAGCGCCGACAGCUUUGCUCGCUCAGCCGAGGCCGCUCGUUUAGACGUCCAGGGUGACGAAGUCGGCAUUUCCUAUGGACGCCCGGCUGGAACAAAAAAAUCCCUCCAGGUGUGGGACCGUAAAAAGAAGCGUUUCGUGAAUGCUGACGUGGCCGCUGGAAAGGCGAAUGUUGCUCGAAUCAAAACAGAGAGCGGGGUUUUCAUACCCGCGUCAUACAAAACUGACAAGUACAAGACAUGGCUGAAUAAAAGCAAGGCCCACAUGAGUGCCGACGCGGCCGGCGGUGGUGAUACAGGCCCAGGUAAGUCGGCAGAGUCGGCACCGACCAGGCCGAAGGAAAAGUUCACCAGUCUCUUUAAUGCGCGCUACGGCAGUGUGGUCGAAUUUAUGGACAGCGAUAACGACGAGGGAGGCGAAGGAAAACUCUACAACCGACGCUCCGGUACUCAGUGGUCGAAAAAGAGCAAAAAGUCUGGCGCCACUAAUUUGGAGAGCAGCGGGGGACAAGUGGGACCGAUCAGGGAAGGCGGUAGAGGAGUCAAAGUUGUGGGGACAAUGUCCCGAUUUUCCCGGACAGCCCUUAACGCGGCCAAGCGAGAAGCUCUGAAAGAGACUAGGCAGAUACGCCAAGCGAAAGGCAGUAGAACCUUUGGUCAAAUGCGAAAGCCCGAACAGGUUCUCAAGCAGCGUCGAAGAAUGGAGAAGCAGAAACAAUUCCGUAUAAAGAAUAGGUCCAAGAAAGGUGGUAACAGAAGUGGAAAAUCCAAGCAAAGGCAUCGACGUCAAUAA
Mesocestoides corti is the source of this 2646-nucleotide messenger RNA. The record is from the annotation of a GenBank genome assembly. NCBI's taxonomy places the organism in Eukaryota, Metazoa, Platyhelminthes, Cestoda, Cyclophyllidea, Mesocestoididae.